AUGAAUAAUAAAAUUACUUCUAUACUCAUUGCAGUAUGCUUAUUCUAAAUUGUACUUGCAAAUCCUUGUGCUAUAUGUACUUAUAGUACUGAUGGUACUGAUGCAACAACUUGUAAUCCUUGCCCUUAAAAUACUUGUACUCCUGCUGCUGGAACUAAAGGUAAUGAUAAUACAGUAUGUAUAGCUCAACUUUGUCCUUAAGGUACAAGCAGUGCUACUGGUUUUGAUACUGAUGGUAAAGGAGCAGGCUGUACCUCUUGUCUUGCAGGUAAUUACUCUGGUGUAGGAUCUAAAACUUGCACACCUUGUCCUGCAGGUACCUAUUCUAGUGCUGAUAAAAGCGCAUCAUGCUAACACUGCGAUAUAGGUACUUAUUCAACUCCUGGAUCUGUAAAAUGUUCAAUUACAACUAAGCAAUGUCCUGCAGGUUAUAGUGGUCUUAACGCUGGUUAUGAUACUGAUGGAAAUGGCGCAGGAUGUACUAAAUGUGAAAUCAACAACUGGUCUAAUUAAGGAGCUAGUUAAUGUUCUCCCUGCAUCAAUAACCGUACAUCACCUGCUGGUUCUACUUCAGUUACUGCUUGUGCAUGCCCUUAAGGAACUACAGGUCCUAAUGAUGGUAUAAGUUUGUGCAAACCUAGUUCUUCUAGCUCCAACAUUCUUUAAAUAGCUUUAGUUUUUAUUUCUUUAAUAGUAUUUUUUUGA
This is a messenger RNA of Tetrahymena thermophila SB210, 705 nucleotides long. RefSeq lists its product as hypothetical. The record is from RefSeq and is a predicted model, not a curated record. The transcript has a single exon. NCBI's taxonomy places the organism in Eukaryota, Ciliophora, Oligohymenophorea, Hymenostomatida, Tetrahymenidae.